Messenger RNA from Papaver somniferum (opium poppy), 3755 nucleotides. RefSeq lists its product as uncharacterized. NCBI's taxonomy places the organism in Eukaryota, Viridiplantae, Streptophyta, Magnoliopsida, Ranunculales, Papaveraceae. The coding region runs from base 21 to 1157 and encodes 378 amino acids. The record is from RefSeq and is a predicted model, not a curated record. The transcript has 2 exons.
UAUCAGAGUAGCCACGAUCCAUGGACGGUUCGGUGGAUUGGGAACUAUUUUAUGCCCGUGAGGAAUUAAGUAGUCUUCGAUUGAAGUACAAUAUUGAAGAACUUGGUAGUUCUCCAUACUGGGACCAAAAUUUCCUGAAGUUGUUGGAGCUCAUCAAUGAAGCAGAUAAGAAAUUGGAGUCUGCUUAUUACUCCAAUUUCAUAGUUACUGAGGUUAUAGAAACAACGGAGAUGGAGGAGGAAACGGACAACGAAGAAUUGGUGGAAGAAGACUCAACUAACUCAGAGUUGGUCACUGAUUUCAGCCGUAAUUUGUCAAUACCAUUGGAAGAAGAAGAGGAUGAUUCUCUUAACUUAGAGUUCAUUCAGUCGGUUUUCUUUGAUGGAAAUGAGGAUUCAGUAGAUGUAGACUUAGAAGAAGGAAAACCCAUCCCUUAUUUCAGUCAUUUGAUGGAUAAUAUGGGUUCCCAAUUUGAAAUUGUUGCCAGCAAGAGGGUAAGGAGCUUCGACAACUUGAAUCCUGAUACAUCGUUUGAAGGGUAUUACGAGCACUCGAAGGAUCUGAUUACUCACCUUAAACUGAAUUGUAAGAACAAUCCUUAUCUCCAUCUUGAUUUUACCCGUUCCAUAUUCGAUCGUGGAAAAUGGUUUGAUGGGUCUGUUUUGAAUAACGAUUACAAAGGGGAUUUUGUUUAUGAGUUAAGUUUAAAGGAUGGGUAUCGAUUCAAUUGGUUUUUUAUGGAUUCAAUCACAUUUGUAUUAGUUAAGAAUGGGGAUAUUGCAGAUACAGGCAAUCUGUUUGUUAAAAUGCUUCUAUGGGAUAUUAUGUAUUUCAAGAACAAAGGUGUUAGCAGUCACCAAUUGGCUAGUGAGAAGUCUUCUUACCCUUGUUUCAACUUAACUGGUGGAGUAUUUGAUCGUGGGAAAGAUAUUGAGCUGACGGGAAGGGAGGGGAAGGGUCGUGACACUUGCAAGUUAUUUGAUCCUGGUAUACAUAAUUUUCGUGUUAAUGAAGGUUUUAUGAUUUUCUUACUUGGUAUAAGUGAUUGUGAAGGACCUUUGUGGCUCAAUGGGAGUAGUAAAGGGAUGGAAAUUAUUAAGGGUUGUCCUGAUGAUGUUGAGGGUGAGUUUAUCUUACAACUUCAGCUGGGUGUUUGAUCAAGGGCCUGGUACAUUGGGAGAAGAUUCUUUUAGGGUACAACUGCAUUUUGAGUUGCUCAAUAUUGUCAUACUUCGAAUUAACUCAUUGAGAGUUCCGAGGGUUCAGUCGGCAAGUUUUGAAGUUGUCCAUGAGUCUAUUUCAAUUGCUUCUUUAGCUAUAAUAAUUUUUCAAGGGGUAUUUGAAUUACAGCGGCAUGUUCUCUUUCAUCGUGUGUUAUUCUAUGUGAAUCAUGGUCUUUGGUUUGGCCGAGUUAUUAGAGCCUAUUACACACCAGCUUGGGAGAUAUCUUUACAAAUGACUAAAGUUUUAAAUUCAAAAUGUGUGAAUGUCUUUGUAAGGAUAAUGGAAACUCAGGUCUUGCGCCUGGUGAUUCAAAUUAAGGAUGUUCUAAUGUUGGUGGAUUACUCAAGGUGGAAAUUUAAAUUACCUACUUCUGGGAAUAAUGAAAUCCCGGCCAUGCGAGAAGAAGAAAGGAAGGCGUACCUCAAUCUUGUCAAGAUUUUUGCAAACUCCUUGUAUUAUGCUCAAUGUGAAUCUUUUUAUUGUAUUCAACUGUGGAGUUUGAAUGGUGAUGAAAAUGAUACGCUAUGGCAACUUAAGCAUGGUUUACUUAAUGCUACAAGGGUCAUAUUGGGUGAAUUGUUGGAAGUUAAUGCAAAAGAACGUAGACAGGGGAAUGUGCUGCCAGUAUCCUUUCAAGAAUUGAAGUAUCUUCCGAAACUUCUUUUUUCUGUUUCCACAUAUAUGAAGGUUCAUUCUUAUCUCUUAGAAUCUGGGAUCUUGCACUCUGACAUAGUUCUAAUGGCAGAUACGCUUUACAAAUGUUUGCACACCUUGCACUGUAGCUGGUAUUUUCAAUCUUUCUGCAACCAACUGAUGGGUAUAUAGAAGUAUACUUCCACUUGGUACUGUCAUAUGUGUCAUAAUUUUAUAUGGGGGUUGGCAUAUCAAACUGAGGAGAAUAAAUUUCGAAUUGCAUCUCCGUUGGCGGUUUCCUUCGAGUGGGAAGUCACAGCAAGUUGUUAUGCUAAGCUCAUCCAUGUAUUGGUGGUAAUUCCUAGUCAGAUUGGAUUUUUUAAUGGAUAUUCAGCUUAUGCGGGUGAGAUGAUUGCGAAGGAAACUCUGAAUUUUGAUUGGAUUGGGUUUUACUUCUUUAGUCAUACUCGAUAUUCUCCUUCUUAUUGCCACCAGAUGCGGGAGUUCGUAUAUGAACUCGAGAAGAUUUUUAGCUCGUCAGAAUUCCCUGUAGGGAUAAUGAGAAUUCAUGUCGAAACUGUUAUAGCCCACUUCCCAAUUGCAAUUAGGUGGGUGGAUUAUUUAAAGUGGAAAUUCAAUUUAUUUCCUACAGGUCGGAGGGGUGUAGGAAAUGAGAGGCUAGUGCCACCAGAGAGGGAUAAGAAAGCUGCAUUUCACAUUAAGCCAGCUACCAAGAAAGGGGAUAAAAGUAUUCUAAAGAAAAUAGAUGGCUUAUAUGUGCCCCGAAAACUCACAGUUGGAACGAGAGUAACAAGGAUGUUGGCAGGGACUUCGAUAAUCUUAAUCUUAUACUUGAUCAUUAAUAUUCAGUUCAGGGUACCCAGGAUAGUCAUUAUGCAUCUGAAAGAGAAUAUGUUGAUUGGAAAGACUGAAGUAGUUCAGCCAAGGGGAAAUCAACUAUCUGGUAUACCUAAUAUGAGAGAUAUGAAUUCUUCGGGUGCUAUAGUAGUUCAGAAAACCAAUAGAGAGGGUUCUAUGGUGUUCAGCAUCCUGUUCUCAGCAAGCUUCUGGGGCAGGGAAAAGAUUAGUGGUACUGUAUGGCUUGGCAUUGAGCUACCUGGAGUACCUGGUUACAUGAGAAGUCGUCGUUUUCUGUUCGAUAGAGGAAAAAAUCUUGAGUCUACUGCAACAUUGUUUCUCUCGAUAGUAUACCCAUGUUAUUUUUGUCACAGUAUCCACAAUUGUGGUUAUGUAAAAGCGUUUGAGCAGCUUAAGGUUGACGUGUGGUUUAUAGCCAAGUGUUUCCUUCCCUGCUAGUUUGUGAGAGUUCAAGUAAUGGUCGAGAAGCUUUAUCAUCCCAUUCAACUUAAGAUCAAGACUGAUGUGGCAAUACGUACGGAUAUGAACAUAAACCGAGUCAAGGAUUACAUUUUUAUUGAACCUGUUUUACUUGAGAAUGUAAACAUAAGAGAGUUGGGUUCAUUGGUUGUGGGACUUUACUACAAGGAGGGCGAGGGGGUUACCACUAGUGUCUUAACUGAAGUAUCUAUUGUGAAGCUGAGUUGGACAUCAGUUCUUACUGGAGUUCUUGGCAAGGCCUUGCAUCUCAAUUCUUCAUCCUUGAGGACAAGGAUGUUUAAGAGGUAAAGGUAUUGUCAUAGUUAGCCUUUAGGGCGAAAUAGCUGUUAGCGGUAAUUAAUUAUAGAUUAGUUAGUUUAAUUAGUAGUUAUUAUGGUGGGUUGUGAUGUAACCACCCGGAGCUUUAUUAGUCGUUAUAUGCUAGGUUAGGGAGGAAUGGCUUUAUAAGGUGAAUGUUCUGUAUUGAGAAACUUAUGAACGAAAAUAGAUAAGAAAAGAGAGGUUGUUCUCACAGGGUGAGACAAUGACUGUUCUAGCAA